GGAAAUAUUUUGGAAACGGCGCGGAGCGGUGCGAGGAGGACGAGCGGCACGGCGUUUCACCGGCUGAGAGGAGGAGGUCUCCCGGCGGUAGCGUCUAGGCAAGGGAUAAAGGCACUGAAAGCAUUUCUGAAAGAAUUUUGAGACCUUCUUACAAUUCUUAUAUACCAAGACAAAUAUCACUUGCUGUGUCAUAGCACAUGGAUUUCAGGACCGCCUGUGAAGAGACAAAGACAGGGAUUUGUUUGCUGCAGGAUGGUAACCAGGAGCCUUUCAAAGUGCGACUGCACUUAGCCAAAGAUAUUCUGAUGAUCCAGGAGCAGGAUGUGAUCUGUGUGUCUGGUGAGCCUUUCUAUUCUGGUGAAAGAACAGUAACAAUUAGAAGACAGACUGUAGGAGGAUUUGGAUUAAGUAUAAAGGGUGGAGCAGAACAUAAUAUUCCAGUGGUCAUUUCUAAGAUUUCCAAGGAACAAAGAGCGGAACUUUCAGGUUUGCUCUUUAUAGGAGAUGCAAUUCUGCAGAUUAAUGGAAUUAAUGUGAGAAAAUGCAGGCAUGAAGAAGUGGUUCAGGUCCUUCGCAAUGCUGGGGAGGAAGUGACCCUAACUGUGUCCUUUCUGAAGAGAGCACCUGCUUUUCUCAAACUGCCACUGAAUGAAGAUUGUGCGUGUGCCCCCAGUGACCAGAGCAGUGGCACAUCCUCUCCCCUGUGUGACAGUGGUUUGCAUCUCAACUACCAUCCCAACAACACGGAUACAUUAUCAUGUUCCUCGUGGCCAACAUCCCCAGGACUUAGGUGGGAAAAAAGGUGGUGUGAUCUACGGUUAAUUCCACUUCUUCAUUCACGGUUUUCCCAGUACCUUCCAGGAUCAGAUUUGUGCAGGCAAAAUGCAUUCCAAGUAAUUGCUGUGGAUGGGGUUUGCAGCGGAAUAAUUCAGUGUCUCUCUGCUGAAGACUGUAUUGACUGGCUACAAGCAAUAGCAAGUAACAUUUCCAACCUCACAAAGCACAAUAUUAAAAAAAUCAACAGGAAUUUUCCAGUAAACCAGCAGAUAGUCUACAUGGGCUGGACGGAAGAACGGGAACAAGACUCCCUUCAGGAUCGAAUGUACACACCAAAGUUUCUAGCACUGAGGGGAUCUUCUCUGUAUAAAUUUAUGGCACCUCCAGUCACAACCUGGGAUUGGACAAGAGCUGAGAAAACAUUUUCAGUUUAUGAGAUAAUGUGCAAGAUUCUCAAGGACAGUGAUCUACUGGAUCGUCGGAAACAUUGUUUUGGUGUCCAGUCUGAAUCUGGAGAAGAUCUUUACUUUUCUGUGGAAUUAGAGUCUGACCUAACACUAUGGGAAAAAGCCUUCCAGACUGCAACUUUUUUAGAAGUUGAAAGAAUACAGUGCAAGACAUAUGCCUGUGUUUUGGAGAGUCAUCUUAUGGGACUUACCAUCGACUUCAGCAUGGGCUUUGUCUGUUUUGAUGCUGCCACAAAGGCUGUACUUUGGAGGUACAAGUUUUCCCAGCUCAAAGGUUCUUCAGAUGAUGGGAAGAGCAAAAUCAAAUUCUUGUUUCAAAACACAGAUACUAAACAAAUUGAAGCAAAGGAGCUGGAGUUUUCCAACCUGUUUGCAGUCCUUCACUGUAUCCACUCAUUCUUUGCAGCCAAAGUGGCUUGUUUGGACCCUUUGUUUGUAGGCAGUCAAGCCACAACUUCUGCUGCUCCCACAACUUCUGGUACUGGCAAAUUAAAGUAUACUACUUGAUAUCUCACAUUACAGCACUGCCACUUAAGAAAAAGACGCAACAAUGUAUAAAUAUUCAUAAGAUGUAGACCUGUGGUGAACCAUGUACGUGGAAACCAAUCCUGGAGUCAAGACAUCUUGCAGCAUCAGCAGAUAGAUGGCCACAUGGGAUCAUAAAUUCAUCUCUGUUCUGCAAGACACCAGUAAAUAAUCCCAGCCAAAACCCCAGAAUAGGAUGGAUAUGCUUUUAGUAUGAUCUAUUUGUACUUAUAUAGUGCUUUAAGCAACAUUGGAAGCGAAGGAAUAAAUGAUGCAAUGAAGCACUUCACUAUUUAAUAAAAUUUUCAAAUGGCUGUAAUAAUACACAAAUAGAAUUGUCAUUUUCCUGUUUUCAGAUUUUUUUUUUAUGACAAUAUGCUAAACUCUGAGAAAGAACUUAAUACCCAAUGAUUGUGUUAUAAAUGACAUAAGAGCAAGCAACAAGCAUAUAGUACAUGGUGACAAGGAGAUGAGCAUGAAAAGGCAUUUGUGUAUCUCCUCAAAUAAGAAAGCACUUUAAGCAUUGUUGUAAAUCCAUACUUGUGUCCAUACGUGAAGUAUGGAGUCAUGCUACUUUUUCUAUUUGUUCUUUUAUUCUAACAAUAACAAGAUAUAGCCAUAUUGACUGGCAUAUAGAAUAAAAACAAAACAAACAAACAAAAAAAAACCAGAACAAACAAACAAAAACAUAACCCUUCUUCCAUGAGUAAGUCCCUGUUCUUCAAGUGAAGAUAAUGUGAUAUGUAUUUUAUUUUAAUUACAAGUUAAGUGCAAGUGUGUAAAAUAUCAUGUCUGCUAUUUACUUCUCAAUUUUUUUAGUUAACUAGUUCUGUAAAUCUAAAAGUCUUUGCUCGCAAGACUUAGCUGUUGAAUUUGUUUCAGACAUAAUCCACCUAAUACAUUGCUCCCAUGUUUAACCUUUGUUCCACUCAGGAUCUCAACAAAAUAGGAGUUUGAAUUAUGCUUGAAAAAUGAGUCCAAUUUUUGAAUUCUUGAUAAUUUCUUUUUAUAUAUUGCUAGUAAGAGACAGGAAUAAAAAUAAAUAAAUAAAUAAAUAACCUGUAAUAAUAGAAUAGGGGACAAUGCAUAACGUCUUUGUAUAUUAAAAAUAUUACAUCACCCUCAACUACAUAUUAUCCAUACUAGUUCCAGGGUCUUAUUUAUUGAUGAAAUCUGAAGGAUUUUUACAUUCAUAACUAAAAACUUUAUUUAAAUAUAACUUUGCAAAAUAAUUUAAUUUUUUGCUAUUACACACAUCAUUGAAGAUGGCAAAGUGGUGAGAGCACGUGUAGGAUAUAGCUAAAACAGCAAAAGAGGUGAUGUGGUUUUUUGGCCAGACCAAACAUAAACUUAAAAGACUGCAGAAAGAACAGUUAGCGCAGAGUCAGUGUGUGCAUAAUAUUUUAAAUAAUACUUUCUGGAGUUUCUAUUUAUUAUAUUGAAAUCAAAACUUUUUUUUUUUUCUCCUUCCCCAAUUAAACUUCUUAUAAAUACUCAUGGAAGGUAAGGGUUGGGGACACAACCUCUCACGUGUAGCAGAAAGACAAAAUCUUUCACAUCCACUUUUAUAUAUUAAAAUAAGGAACACUUCAUAAGAGAAAUCAGAGGAAAGGUUUUUCACAAUGGGAACAAUUCAAAUGUAAUGCAGACACAAAAGAUGAAUGAACUGCAGUGGCAAAUUAUGCAUCUGGGUUUUUUUGCUUUGCAGUAGAAAUAUUUGGAUUUAUGUGUGUGAGAAGGUGUCCUUGCAAAAUGGGGAACUGAAGUAAAGCUGAUAGCAGAAGAUUCUAGUUAUAUAUGUACUACAAUCUGAAUUCAGAUUAUAACCAAAAAAUCUGAAAAAAUAUUUUCUGGCAACUCUUUAUCAUUUCCAAAUGACUAUCAGUAGGUGCUUACUUCUUAUUAGUACAUCUCCAAGUGUUACACCAUUAAAAAUGUCUUAUUUUCAAUUUGUGAUUCACAUUUACUUCCCAUGCUAAAUACAGUUGAAUAGUGUCAUUAUCCAGCUAUUAAAUGUUUUAAGUGUCAACAAAAUACAACAUUUUCAUAGUUAUCAUCCUGUUUACAUGAAGCUUCCCUUCAUAAGGGGGUCAGAUCCUGGUCUUUGCAUCACAAGUAAUAAUGCUGUGGCUGUCCAUAGGAUCUCGAGUUUGUUCCUGGGAGACUGUAAGUGCCAGAAGUUUUGAAUCUAAAACUACAACAUUCUAAGGGGUUUACUGAUGGUAACUCAGGCAAUGGCCUUGUCAAGAAGUCAUAUACUUGAAAUGCAAGUUUUGACAGAGCACUGACAAUGCUGAAAACAGAACGAAAACAGAAUCUGUUAACAACAGUUCUCCCCCUCUGUACUCCCAUAUCAUCUCCUUCUUGUUAGUGUGUUGCCACGGCAUUCAGCCAUCCCAGUGUUGGCAUAUGCCAACACCUCAGUAAUAUGUGCUCUGCAGGUAAUAGCAGAAUUUAGAAUUAAUCAACUGCCAGUUGAAUGUUUUUCCUUCAACCAGCCCAUAUGAAGUGCAGAAUUGCACCACUGAAACUGAGCUAUUUAAGAGAUGUUUAAUACAGUUAAAUGAACAUAAUGUUUAUCCAAAACAGCAGAAAGUAUGCUAUUGCGAAUUGCAGUAGAUUAAGAGAUUCUGUGAUAUGAAAGCCAAAAAUAAGUAAGUAAAUAAAUAAUUUGCUCCUUGUGUAGAACUGGUCUCAUGCCAUGAACUUGAUAGGCUUGGACUCCACUAGGGUAUCCUAAAGAACUCUGUCAUGUAUUUUGUUUGUAGAACUGCUAUAUUUAUCAAUAAGAAUUUUUUAACUGGGCAUUAAAUACACAAUAUUUAAGAGACAAACACUAGCUUGUAAAUUAGAACUGCAAUAUUUUUUUUGUUUUGUUUUGUUUUGGUUGGUUGGUUGGUGGUUUUUUUUGUUGUUGUUGUUUUGUUUUGUUUUUUGAAACCCCACUUUUCAAAGAGCUGAACUGUUGGGGCUUAAUCAACACUUUUAGUUUCAAGAAGAUAAAAGUGUGGUUGGAAGAGUAUAAAAUGCCAUAGCCUUGGCUACAGGUCAGCACUGGUUUGUAAACGAGAGGUUUGGGGGGCUUGGGCACUGACCUUAGAGUAUCCAGGUUUGCCCUCUUGGGGCAAAUUGGUCAGAAACUCAGCCUUGAAACAAGAGGGAAAAUUUCAAACAAUGAGUUGUAGCUAAUGCUGAAACAACAAAAUUUAAUUUAAAUAGCUACAUAUUUCAUUUAAAUACACAAAGAAGAUUCCAAAUCAUUGUGAAUCUCAUGUGCAUAUGUAAAAAUCCAGGCUUUAUAUUGCUCUCAUUUAACAUAUAACAUAUAAUUAAUGCAUGCAUUUUGUAAGUCAACACAGCCCACUGAAUAUGAAAAAAAAAAAAAACUGUUAUAAUGAACUAUUGGCUCUUGCUAAAAAUUUGUAUGAAAAUUAAAGCAAAUAUUUAACAAAUAAAAGAACAAACAAACUCAAAGUGUAAAACAAUUUGUUCUCUAUGUAUCAUAUUCUUAAAUAAGUUUAAUUAAAAAAAAUAAUCUUUAUACUUAUGGUGCUGUGACUAUUGAAAUGAUGUUAUAUAACAUACCAAAAAACCAUACUCUUAAAUAUAACAAAAUAUAUUUGGGUUUGUCUGAUUUGCUUUAUGACUGAAAUUUCAAAUAAUCUGACCUCCACAGAACUAACCAUAUGCUAGGCUGUAGUGUUAACAUAAUUUUGUUAUGAAAGUGUUGCAGAUUUAUGACAUGUUUUUCUGGAUUUCAUCAGUGAAAUAAUGAAUACAUCUUGUUUCCUACAUCUGUUUAAAAAUACAGUUCCAGGUUUUCAAAAGAGAUUUGCAAACCAGUAGCAUGAAGGCAUUUUUGAAAUAAAAAUUAGGAUACUUUAAAAUAUUUGUCAUUUUAUUUUUUUAAGUAGGUGCAGCAAGAAUUUUGUGGACACAAAGCAGUUGUAAAUGGAUUAUUUUUGAAAACCAGUAAUUUGAACUUUUGGUUAUUCAAACUAGAAUUCAUAAAAAUGUAAAAUAAUAAUAUACAAUAUCAAUAUGCUUUGAGAGGAAAUUACUGAAAAAUAUUAUUUUCCAAAUUAGCACUUGAUCCCAUGAAAAUAUAUUUAUUUACUUUCUGUGCUUUAACUUUAUCAGAACAUCUCAGUGCACAGUUAAACACAGGAGUAGGUGGUUGUACUUACUACAUCCUGUUAUUUUAAAUAUAAUUUAGCUUAUUCAAUGCCUUAAGAUGUUUCCUACAUCAAGAUAAAUAUCAAAAAGGCUGAAGAUCUUUUGAAUGUACAGGUGCUGCCCUUAAAAUUCAGUAGCUUUGCUAUAUAGUGUUGUUUAAGCACCCUCUAGUAUUCCCUAUGCCAAAAACAAAAAUCAGUUUUCAUUCUGACAUAGCAAUGCCAAGGAAAAUGUAAAU
Molecule: messenger RNA, 6183 nt
Organism: Cygnus atratus (black swan)
Lineage: Eukaryota; Metazoa; Chordata; Aves; Anseriformes; Anatidae
Gene: SNTG1
Product: syntrophin gamma 1
Exons: 19
Coding region: 198-1751 (517 amino acids)
Cellular component (GO): dystrophin-associated glycoprotein complex; intracellular anatomical structure
Molecular function (GO): structural molecule activity; protein binding
Source: RefSeq, a predicted model, not a curated record